AUGGUCAAGCCCCCAGUCGACACUAGAUUGCGGGUGUUCUUCGCGAGCACGGACGAUUCGGCGGCCGACGACGUCGAGUCAGAGGAGGAAGAGGACGACCAAGUCAAUGGAAAUCGUCCGCCGCCGUUCUUGGAGACCCAGCUACGACUGGUGAAGGAAGAGAACAAAGAACUGAGAGAGGCGUUGAGACACCGCACCAUCAUGAACGACUACCUCCGAAGGCGAAUCGCUUACGACGAAGAACGUCUCCAAAGCAAUCGAGGCGGAGUUGUUGCGCCGUCCAAUCGUGAUUCCAAUGACAGGGAUCCAGAAGGAAUCGCGACGAAAAAAGUUCGCGUCUCUGUUCGACUCAAAACUGAAGAAAACAAGAAUCAGGAUGGUUGCCAGUGGAGGAAGUAUGGGCAGAAGAAGGCUAAAGGAAAUCCGGCCCCCCGUGCUUAUUACCGUUGCACGAUGGCCGAUCAAUGUCCCGUUCGAAAGAAGCUGCAAAGGUGCGCGGAGGAUAAGUCGGUAUUGGUGGUCACGUACGAAGGGACUCACAGCCACCCACUGCCGCCGCCGGCUUUAAUGAUGGCAAACGCCACCUCUGCUGCGGCGAGGAUGAUGUUGUCGAAUUCCGUGCAAAGUGGCAGCGUGUUGAUGAACCCGGCGAUCCCCUUCGCCUCCGGCGGCACCGUCAGCAUCUCCGCCUCUGCGCCGGUUCCCACCGUGACACUGGACCUCACGCAAGCUCAAAACAGCGCCUUGGCUUCCCAGCUCCAGGUGCCAUCGUCCGCCAUGGUUGGUGGCGCUGUUGCCCAAUUGGCGGCGGGGCAGCCAACUGCUGAGGGCAUGACGCCCUCUGCGUUCGACGCGGUGGUCAGGAACAUUAUGGCGGACUCAAACUUCAGGACUGCGCUCAAGGCGGCCAUCAAUGCCGCCAUCAACGACGGCGCAGGCCCCAGUAAUCACUGA
Molecule: messenger RNA, 954 nt
Organism: Zingiber officinale
Lineage: Eukaryota; Viridiplantae; Streptophyta; Magnoliopsida; Zingiberales; Zingiberaceae
Product: probable WRKY transcription factor 31
Exons: 4
Coding region: 1-954 (317 amino acids)
Biological process (GO): regulation of DNA-templated transcription
Molecular function (GO): DNA-binding transcription factor activity; sequence-specific DNA binding
Source: RefSeq, a predicted model, not a curated record